AACGCGCAAUGCCAUACCUCACGGCCACAUUUGCACUUGAAAAAAACCCAGCGCCGUUAGAAGCGACCCACCUGACAUUCCCCCCUCCCCCUUGUCUUGCUUCCAUCAAUAAUCCCCUUCUACACAAAUAUUUUCCACCUUCCUACUUCAACACAUACGCUACUUCUGUCCUUCAGAAAACUUCUGCUCAAGUUAACUCGAAGUCUAUUCAAGCCAACACACUCCUUCUACUCUUAACUUCGCUUCAUCAUGUCCUACGGUGGUCAUUACGGAGGAGGAGGUAGCUCAAGCGGCUAUGGAGGUGGAUAUUCUGGCGGCUAUGGUGGAGGUGGUGGUGGUGGUGGAGGCUACGGCGGCGGCGGAGGCUACGGCGGCGGGGGUGGUGGUGGAGGCGACCGAAUGUCAGGCCUCGGCAGUGGCUUGGGACGCCCUAAAUGGGACAACUCAACCUUGACCAAGUUCGAGAAAAACUUCUACGUUGAAGACCCUCGAAUUACUUCUCGUUCCGAGCGUGACAUCAAUCAAUUUCGCGCCGAGAAAGAGAUUCAGGUGUUUGGCAAAAACAUCCCCAAGCCCAUCUCGAAUUUCAGCGAGGCUGGAUUCCCAGACUACAUCAUGAGUGAGAUUCGCAACGCCGGGUUCAACGCUCCAAGCCCUAUUCAAUGCCAAGCUUGGCCUAUGGCCCUCAGUGGUCGCGAUGUAGUGGCUGUCAGUGCCACUGGAUCGGGUAAGACUAUCGCGUUUUCGAUCCCGGCCAUGAUUCACAUCAAUGCCCAACCUCUUCUAGCACCGGGCGACGGGCCCAUCGUUUUGAUUCUUGCCCCGACUCGUGAGCUGGCCGUGCAAAUUCAAGGCGAAUGUACCAAGUUCGGCGCCUCGUCCCGCAUUCGCAACACGUGUGUUUACGGAGGUGUUCCCAAAGGUCAACAGAUCCGUGACCUCACUCGCGGAGCCGAGAUUGUCAUCGCUACUCCUGGUCGUCUGAUCGAUAUGCUCGAGAGUCGCAAAACAAACUUGCAUCGAGUCACUUAUCUUGUCAUGGACGAGGCGGACCGAAUGCUCGACAUGGGUUUCGAGCCUCAGAUCAAGAAGAUCGUUGAACAAAUUCGACCCGAUCGACAGACCUUGAUGUUUUCAGCUACUUGGCCCAAGGAGGUCCAACGAUUGGCUAGUGAAUAUCUGAAGGAUUUCAUUCAAGUCAACGUUGGAAGUCUAGAUCUUACUGCCAACAUCAACAUCACUCAAAUUGUAGAGGUGUGCAGUGAUUUCGAGAAGAGAGGCAAACUGAUCAAGCAUCUCGAGAAAAUCUCGUCGGAAUCCGCCAAAGUACUCAUCUUUGUCGGAACAAAGCGAGUUGCCGACGAUCUGACGAAAUAUCUGCGUCAAGAUGGAUGGCCGUCACUUGCGAUUCAUGGUGACAAGCAACAGCAAGAACGUGAUUGGGUACUCGAGGAGUUCAAGAGCGGCCGAAGUCCUAUCAUGAUCGCCACCGAUGUCGCUUCGCGUGGUCUAGACGUCAAAGACAUCGCUUAUGUCAUCAAUUAUGACAUGCCCAACGGCAUUGAAGACUACAUUCAUCGUAUCGGUCGAACCGGGCGUGCUGGGCGUACAGGUACUGCCUACAGCUAUAUCAGUGCUGAUCAGAGCAAGCUGGCCAGGGAAUUGGUCAAGAUUCUUAGAGACGCCAAGCAAAUAGUCCCGUCAGCAUUGGUAGAAAUGGCAUCCAUCGGAGGAGGCGGUGGUGGUGGACGCCGAGGAGGUGGUGGCUAUGGUGGUGGCCGUGGUGGAGGCGGUGGUGGUGGCAGAUACGGCGGAGGAGGUUCGGGUGCGAACUCUUACGGUAUGGGACGCGGAGGUGGGGGUGGUGGUGGUGGUGGUUCGCGGUGGUAGUUAACGUGCUUUGGACAAAACAACUCACCGAUCUUUCUUACGUCUCUUCAACACCGCGAACCGUCGCUUCCCUCACCUCUCGCUUCUUAUUUUUCUAAACAUUGUAAGAUGAAGCAGCUUAUUCCGAACUCUGUAUCUCAAUCGCUGCCCGAGUUUGAUCCACGAUUCACGAACUUCCAUUAUCAUUCCUGAGGGAUUUUGUCGCUUUAUGAUUUCCUACUUUGUGCACUCUCUAACCAAACUGUGAUUCAACUUCCUCCAAAAGUGGUAAUCAACCUAAACCACAUCCUAACACACCACAUUAUUUCGUGUCCGGUCCCAAGUAUAGUGACACAAACCACUGCACCUACGUUCAUCUUUCCUUGUGCUUGUUUUUCUGCUCAAGUGAUCGUCACCCAAACAUGUAUGGCAUCUCCCACACAGCAAGAUUUCCAUACGGUGGUUCAGCCAAAUGGCCCAAGGUCAGCAA
Molecule: messenger RNA, 2359 nt
Organism: Puccinia graminis f. sp. tritici CRL 75-36-700-3
Lineage: Eukaryota; Fungi; Basidiomycota; Pucciniomycetes; Pucciniales; Pucciniaceae
Exons: 8
Coding region: 250-1890 (546 amino acids)
Biological process (GO): rRNA processing
Cellular component (GO): ribonucleoprotein complex; cytoplasm; nucleus
Molecular function (GO): ATP binding; RNA binding; RNA helicase activity
Source: RefSeq, a predicted model, not a curated record